Molecule: messenger RNA, 788 nt
Organism: Pollicipes pollicipes
Lineage: Eukaryota; Metazoa; Arthropoda; Thecostraca; Pollicipedomorpha; Pollicipedidae
Product: choline O-acetyltransferase
Biological process (GO): neuromuscular synaptic transmission; acetylcholine biosynthetic process
Cellular component (GO): cytoplasm; neuron projection
Molecular function (GO): choline O-acetyltransferase activity
Source: RefSeq, a predicted model, not a curated record
UCCUCCACACCGGCGUCCGGCGCCUGCCCACCACCAUGGAGAGCCUGGAGCCCAAACUGCAGCAGACGCUGACGCUGCCCAAGCUGCCGGUGCCGGAGCUCAAGCAUACGCUAAUGCGGUACCAAAUGACGAUGCAGCCGCUGCUCGAGCCCGAGGUUAUGAAGGAGCUGGAGGACAUUGCGGAGAAGUUCGCGGCGCCUGGCGGUGAAGGCGAAGUUCUCCAGAAGGGUCUGCUGCGAAAACAGGAGCAAGACCACAACUGGGCGUUCCAGUACUGGCUGCACUCGAUGUACCUGCGCGUGCCGCUGGCGCUGCCGGUCAACUCGAACCCGGGCAUGGUGUUCCCGCGCCGGCAGUUCUCCACCAACGACGCCAUGCUGCUCUACAUGGCGCAGCUGAUCCACGGCGCCUACCAGUGGCGGGUCAAGCUCAACAGCGUCGGCCUGCCAAUCGACCGCUGCUCGUCACGUGACAAGGGCCAGCCGCUCUGCAUGGAGCAGUAUCAUCGCGUCAUGACCACCUACCGGCGCCCGGGGCGGUCACGUGACUAUCAGCUGGACACGAGCAGUGCGCAGGCGCAGUACAUCAUGGUCUGCUGCGGCGGACAGCAAUUUCAGCUUUCGCUGACUGAGGACUGGGAGCCUCUCACGGUCGACGAGCUGGCCUUCCAGUUGCGUCGCUGCCAACAGAUGGCAGAGCAGUCGCCUGACUCUUGCCAGGUGGCGCUGCUGACGUCAGACGACCGGCGAGUCUGGGGCGAGAGUCGAGAGGCCCUCAUCAACGGGUGA